Pisolithus orientalis is the source of this 1209-nucleotide messenger RNA. RefSeq lists its product as uncharacterized. The record is from RefSeq and is a predicted model, not a curated record. NCBI's taxonomy places the organism in Eukaryota, Fungi, Basidiomycota, Agaricomycetes, Boletales, Pisolithaceae. The coding region runs from base 1 to 1209 and encodes 402 amino acids. The transcript has 3 exons.
AUGGUGGAAAAGCGACAAGCGGCCUCGUCCGGGAGUGGAGCAGCUACUACCACGACUUCCUCCUCCCCCACCCCUACUUCAUCGUCGACAACUCCAACGACGUCCGCCUCUCCGUCUACUUCUCCUACCUCAUCUGCAAAUGGAGGCUCCCCUACCACCAAUGGAUCGGGUACUACGUCCAGCGGUGGCUCUUCAGAGGCAGGCAGCUCCGCGACGUCCGCCCCUGCUGCGGCUACGACUACAUCGACUCCACAGUCUACGGAGGUGCAGACGACAGUGACGUCCGCGGUACCUACGACUUACUUAUCUACCGAUGCUGCAGGAUCGACUGUCGUAAUUACAACUACGUUUGCAACCACCGUGCCGACGACGACGACGAUCAGCACUCAGUCGAGUGCAUCAAGUAGCACUCCGAUAGGCGCUAUCGUCGGUGGUGCUGUUGGAGGCGUCGUUGCCCUCGUUGCCCUCGCAUUCUUGAUCUACUGCAUCAGGAGAAGGUCAUCCAAAGACGAGUUUGAUGGGGACUUUGAUCCAGAUCGCGUCGUUAGCCGCUCAGCCGGAGGAGGCGGCACCCUUCCACAGCUCGAUCUGGCAGAAGAAGCAAAUAAUAUCACGCCAUUUAAUGCCUACGCCGCCGAUGCGGAGCAAGGGAUGCGGCAAUACGGUCAAUCACCGUUUGCCAGCGGCCCUUCGGCUAUGGGUGUAGCGGGCGUCCAGGCACAGCAUCAAAUGCCUAACUCGCCUCCUCCCCCGAGCUCGCCGUCACAUUACUCGGAUGGCCAGUCUUACUAUCAGGGCGCGGGAGGUUCAGCUAGCGGGCACUCCCCCCAACAAUCCCUCUCAGUCCGCCCACCGCCGGGUGCAGCGAUGCUGCCUCCACAUCAGCAGCAGCAGCCGUUCAUGUACGGCACUGCCCCCGCAGAUUGGCAUGCUCCUCGUCCGGGCUCAUCUCCCCCGCCGAGCACCGUUCCCAGUGCAAGUGCAAGCUCGAGAAGUGCCAAGGAACGUGAGGCUGCUGGUGGAAGAAGCGCGUAUGGUUUGGGCCUGGCAACUCAGCACGAAGCCCCGGAAGGUAGUGGUUCUAUGCUGGGCUCCUCAGGAGGGAGCGGCGCCGGGGUUGUUGUGCACCAGGAUGCGGGAAGAGCUCCAGAUGCAGAGGCAGAGGCGCCGCAAGAGAUCCCGCCUUCCUACGAUUCAAUACAGCACUAA